CAAUGAUUAGAAUGUUUCCCCACGAGCACGAGUUUAGAUUUGGUUACUGAAACGAAACAUAUCUUUGCCACACUCUGCUUGCGAGGUCUCUUCUGGGUCAGUCACAGAAAGAAGCGAAAGUCUUCUUCUUUGCUUUGAUUCUCAUCUUCGCAGUCUUUCUCGUUGCUCGGAACGAUUCGGUUGAGAUCGAUUUGAACUUCUUCUUACAGGGGAUAGUUAUGAGUUCCCCUGCGGGUGUUACUGUCAUCUGGGAUUACCAAUAUUAUUGGAUCCCCCAUGGCUACGAUCUUCGGAGUCUCAAAACGAGCAUUGAAACUGCCCUCAAACGAUGCAAUCCAGAUUUCUUUGUUGAAGGGAAACUGAUUGCGGUUGGAACCGCCACCGGAGACAAACAUCAAGCCAUUACCAUGCUACCUGAUGAUAUCGAACUCUCACCCAUGCCAGAUUAUCAUACUCGAGGACCAGACCGUGACUUGGCAGAUCAAGCUGCCACUUUUUUGGUCAUGGAGAUCACCAUGAAAGCGCUUGCCAACAGGGCCAACAUUUUGGUCAUUUCUGGAAACUAUGAUGUGAUGGGUGCGAUUAAAGAAUGGAGAAGGGAUAUCUUUAUGAUGUUAGCCCUACCUGAAAGCUCGUCACCAAGCGUCUACCCCAUUGCCAACGUGACUUGGCUUUGGUCUUCGGAAGAUCCUGAGAGAGCUGCUACUACUAUGGUUAAUGGAGGUGGUCCGAUCCCUCCUGUACCCCGUAUUAGCGGAUGAGCUUAAUAACAUGGUGGUAGAUAUAACAUCAUGAACUCUUAGUAAUAUCAUCUGGUUUAGUUUCAGACUCUCUUAUCCUUGCGCUGUUUUAGUUUCAGAUUCUCUUUAGCUGCUUUGUUGUUCUUAGUAGGAUCAUCUGACUAAAAUGACUCUUGAGUAAUAUUGUAGUACUCUACUCCUUUUUAAGCUUUUGUCUUUCUUUUCUGUGUGUGUGUGUGUUUUGUCUGAUUUGCUGCAACCCUUUGUUCUUCAUGUUCUCCUAUUUUAGAGGAACAUUUAUGUUCGAAUCA
Brassica napus (rape) is the source of this 1051-nucleotide messenger RNA. RefSeq lists its product as uncharacterized. The record is from RefSeq and is a predicted model, not a curated record. Bases 219 to 761 code for a protein of 180 amino acids. Lineage: Eukaryota; Viridiplantae; Streptophyta; Magnoliopsida; Brassicales; Brassicaceae. The transcript has 4 exons.